AUGGGUCAGGGGCUUAGUUGCAGAACAAGUGAUGAACAUGGUCUUUUCACAGCUGUUCAGUUCGGGGAUUUAGAUACGGUUGAGGCCGUGUUAGAGAGAGACCCGUCUCUUAUUCACCGGACCACAGUGUUCGACCGCCACUCUGCUCUUCAUAUCGCUGCUGCCAAUGGCCGGAUCGAGAUUGUUUCAAUACUUUUGGAUGGAUCUGUUAAUCCAGAUUUGUUGAAUCGACACAAGCAGACUCCGUUGAUGUUGGCUGCAAUGCAUGGGAAGAUCUCUUGUGUGCAAAAGCUAAUUCAAGCUGGGGCCAAUAUUUUGAUGUUUGAUUCACUAAAUGGACGAACAUGCUUGCACUAUGCUGCAUACUACGGCCAUACUGAUUGCCUCCAAGCCAUUCUCUCCGCUGCCCACAACUCCCAAGUUUCCAUUUCUUGGGGAUUUUCUCGAUUUGUGAAUAUUAGAGAUGGUAAAGGAGCAACCCCAUUGCAUUUGGCAGCUCGUCAAAGACGGCCUGAAUGUGUGCAUAUUUUGUUAGACAAUGGUGCCCUGGUUUGUGCCACGACUGGUGGAUACGGAUUCCCGGGUAGUACUCCACUUCAUUUGGCUGCAAGAGGGGGUUCCUUAGAUUGCAUCCGUGAAUUGUUGGCCUGGGGUUCUGAUCGACUUCAUAGAGAUGCAUCUGGGAGAAUACCAUACACAGUUGCUCUAAAACAUAAGCAUGGAGCAUGUGCAGCCUUGCUGAAUCCUUCAUCUGCUGAGCCUCUUGUCUGGCCAUCGCCUUUGAAGUUCAUUAGUGAGCUUAAUCAGGAUGCAAAAGCUUUAUUAGAGCAGGCCUUAAUGGAGGCAAAUAAGGAGAGGGAGAAGAGCAUCUUAAAGGGGACAACUUACAUGCCACCAUCUCCUUCCCAUUCUGAUGUUGGUGUUGAUGACAGCAUCUCCGAGGCCAGUGACACGGAGCUGUGUUGCAUAUGCUUCGAUCAAGUCUGCACAAUUGAAGUCCAAGAAUGUGGCCACCGGAUGUGUGCACAAUGCACCCUAGCCUUGUGCUGUUAUAACAAACCAAAUCCAACAACUGCAUGCCUAACCGCGCCAGUUUGCCCUUUUUGUCGUAGCUGCAUUGCUCGGUUGGUUGUUGCAGAGGUUAAAACCGACCAAAAUACUGAAUGCGAUUUAAAUUCCCCAAAGCUCAAAAGGUCAAGGAGGUCACGGAACUUCAGCGAGGGAAGCAGCAGUUUUAAGGGCUUAUCAGCAGUUAGCUCGUUUGGCAAAAUUGGUGGCCGCGGUUCAGGAAGGAUUGCUGCUGAAAAUGCAUGGGUUGAUAAGCCAUUAAGCCUUGACACAUAG
This is a messenger RNA of Ilex paraguariensis (yerba mate), 1344 nucleotides long. The record is from the annotation of a GenBank genome assembly. NCBI's taxonomy places the organism in Eukaryota, Viridiplantae, Streptophyta, Magnoliopsida, Aquifoliales, Aquifoliaceae.